CCGAAACGCUAGCCUACCCCGCGCACAGUGCGAAACCGAUGUAAACAGUUUUUUUUUAUUUUCCAACGAACAGCGCACAAAAUACACACAUUUACACGCCACACGGGCACAUCCGCAUAAUACAAAUACUCAACUAUACAGGUACCUGGUACACGCACGUCCAAAAAGAAGCUUUGGUCCGCAUGAUUCACAUCCCGGAGAAAACGCAUUCGAAUUUUCCGAUUUUCUCGCUCGUCAUAUUAUAUAUUCGAAGGUAUACUACACACGUAUAAAGCGAAAAAAAAAAUUUAUAUAUUUGUGAUAAUUUCGUGUCGAGCGAGCACACGAAAAUUAACCGCCGCCGUCGUCUUGAAUCGUAUCUUCGUAUCGCGCCGUAACGUAGUACGGUGUGUCGUGUGUGUACUAUCGACUCGUCGCCAAUACCUCUUUCGACUCCCGUCCUCKGGGCGCCUGCAACCAUCCACCGAUGAGCGCUUACUCUAGGGGUCGGCCCGUUGUCGCCGUUGUCGUACCGACCUAAUCGCCAUCGACACCGACGGAGGAACGGCGGCGGCGGUCCCGGCGGCCAUCGGCGGUGAUGCGCGCGGUGGCAAGGGGCGCGUGUUAUGGGAGGAACGGCGAGCGCGGAGGUCGUCUCCCGUAGAGUCACUGGGUCAUUAUGCCGGUCAGCAGCAGCACAGAGGUACCAGAUGCCAAAUGCUGUUGUAAACACUGUCAAGAUCGCGGCCGCGGUGAGCUGUUUUGGAAAAUUCAGCUCGACCAAGACCUGGUGGACACCAUUUCGUCAAUUUACCCCGAGUGGUUCCGCCAACAACAGCAACAGCAGCAGCAACAGCAGCAGCAGCAACAACAGCAGCUGCAGCAACAGCAACAGCAGCAGCAGCAGCUGCAGCAACAGCAGCACACCGACCCAUUAACCAUGCAGAACAAUAAUUCGCAACCGUCUCCGCCCUCAGCCGAGGUGGACGAAUCACCGUUACAAAAGUCUAUGGACAAAAACAAAGAGUCUCUCAAAGUCAAGUUGAUGUUGAGGAGACCCAUUAACCAAUUGGUUGCCCAAGGAAUUAUGCCCUGUUUGAAAAGCCCACCAGCCUUCCAUGAACAACGUCAAAAGUUGGAGAGGGCCAAGAUGGGCGAUCUGUUGAAAGCUAAAAUUCAACAGAGGCCUGACAAACAGCAGCUGGUCAGACAGCACAUAUUAGAAGACGUCGGUGACGUAGACCGAUCAUUAGCUGAACGUCAGCGCAUGUUGGUCAAGUGUCGCUUGGCUGAUUCACUAAAUACCCAACUGGCCCACAGGCCCGGUCCUUUGGAAUUGAUCAAAAAAAAUAUACUCCACACGGACGAGCCCAUCGAAAGGGCCGUUAAAGAGGGUCAGAUCGAGUUCAAAGCCACCAGUGAAGGACAAAAAAUCAAGCCUGAACUCCCCGAUCAGUACUUGACAUUAGACGAAGACUCUCAGAGUUCUGGUGGCGCUGGAAGUUCGUGUUCCCCACCUCCACCACCACCACCACCACCACCACCGCCGCCGCCACCGUCGGUAGCGCUGACCCACAGGCCAGCGUAUGAUAUGAUAGAGACGGCUGCUGCUAACGCGGGCAUCGUCACCUUAACUUUACUACCUUCACCCCUUGGAUCAUCCACGUCCAGCUUGUCACCGAUGAGUUCGGUUGCCUCGCCACCGCCCCCGGUGCCCCCUCCAAUGCCUCCGUCAUCCCUACCGCUACAAGUGCAUGGGCAGCAACCUGCACCGGGUAAGGACAAAAACCGAAAAAAGAGCAAGAGUAAGUCGCAGGCGAAGACCAGGACGAUUAAGUUCCACGAGUACAAGGGACCACCGAGUGCGCAUAAGUCACAAAAUCUAAAUGCAAAUUCGGCCGAGACCUCGUACGAGCUGCUUUUGCAGCAGCAGCAGUUGUUUUUGCAGUGGCAACUCGAGUGGCAACAAAAAUAUCCUCAACUCAUACUGCCCGCUCCCCCACACAAAUCGACCUCGUCAAUCGUUGAACAAUCUUCUACCGUAUCAUCGUCRUCRUCGUUGUCGUCUUCGCCAUCGUCCGCGUCAUCUACGACGUCCGCCCAGACCAUGAACAAUCUACCGCAGAUUAUCGAAACCCGUUCGUUACGAAAUCUCGACGAUUUAAAGGUGAGUGACUUAAAGGCUGAACUGAAAAAACGUAAUUUACCCGUGUCUGGGCCCAAGCCGCAGUUGAUUGAAAGGUUACGGUCGUUUGCUGAACAUAAUUCGGAUUUGUCGAACAUAAUGCUAUCGCCCGGCAACCAUUCGAAUCCGAAUAGUCCUCCACGGUCSUCGUCUACGCCGCCACCACCACCUCCACCACCUCCACCACCACCCUUACCAACUUCGGGGUCCCAAAAUACACCAGAAGAAGACCGCAUCAUACGUGAACAGCAGAGACGCAUUGAACAGUUACAAAAACAACUGCUUAACUCCCAACUACAGCUUCAACAACAACAGCAGACCCGGGUACAAACAUUCCAGCCGGUCAAUGCGAAAGCAAAUCUGGCAGCCUUCCUUCAGCAGCAACAGUUAAACCAACAGCAGAAACAACAGAAACACAUGGUCUUGACGACGAACAAUAAUAAUUCAAUGAAAAAUAACAACAAUAACAGCAACAACGAUCUUGAGACAACUAAACGGCGGAGCAAUACAAUUGUAUUAGACAAGGAACAAGCGGCAUCAAUAUUGAGUCAGUUGGACAACAACAGUCAAAGAACGACUUCUUUGCCGAAUUUUUUGGGCACGUUCGUUCAACCCAAUUUGACCACUACCAACAUCAUCAACAACAACAACACUAAUAUCAACAACAAUAACAAACCGAGUACGGUCGUCCAGACCUCCUCCGGUUACCAUAAGGUGGCGGACGACGAAAAAGUCGACAUUCCCAUGGUCGUGGAUGACGUGAAAUUACAACAGCCAACUUCUGUAAACUUGCCGUYGCAGCAGCAACAGCAGAUUGUAGAAAGAGUUGUUAAACCAUCAUCGGAAAAUCGACACCAGGACACAUUGGAAAAUAACAACCUAAGUCCAAAACAAGAGAAUGUAAAACCGCCAUCACCGUCAUCGUCGCCUUAUAUCGAUAUUAACAGUCUUCCAAUGGUGUUCGACGAUACGAAAUUGUUUCAAAACGACCAUCUAGUCGACAAUUGCCGGCACAACGUGUCCAAAAGUCAGAUGAUGGACGACGUCCUGGAGAUAUUGAUCAGAAACGGCGAGUUGCCCGCUUCGGCAGCGCACGAUCAGAUGUCUGCGGGCUCCGGUGUCGAUCACUCGGUGGUAAACGCGAACUCCGACUUCGACAUACCCAUGGACGAUCCAUUCGCCAUGGAUGUUGGGUGCAACGAUGACCUGAUGAUGGAUGUGGACACCGACUGGCUGGAUUCGUUGGAUUUACCGCCGCCAUCGGCCGAACCGCUGGCCGACCUGUUCAACGGCGAAGCAGCUGACAACGACUUCAAACUUCCCGCCAACAUGGAUUUCCUGUGGGACCGAAUAGACUUCGCGACGUAAUUUUAUUUGUCAAAUAUUGUUUUGCGCCAUUCCUCUUCGUCUUUUUUUUUUUCGUCCRUCUCUUAAUCUCUUCUUCACUCGUCCGCCACCUCUCGUCCAACGCCAAUAAAUAAAUAAAAUAUGAAAUAAACGCACGUUCGUUUACCAGAGUGACAUUAUCUAGAGUCAAUUGGUCGUGGUGACCGAUUUUUAUGUAGAUUAAAAAAAAAAAAAUCAUUACACUAGAUUCAAAUGAUGUAAAAUAAUAUUUGAAUUGACGAAAAAUGAUUACAUGCUCAUUUAUUUACCAGGGUCGUGUUUACUUAAGGAAUAUUUAUUUAGAGAAAUUAUAAAAAUGUAAUUAAUUUUUCUUUUCUUUUUCAUUGCUCAAAAUUGUAUUAUUUUUAUUAUC
Messenger RNA from Diuraphis noxia (Russian wheat aphid), 3923 nucleotides. RefSeq names its product Myocardin-related transcription factor (gene Mrtf). Gene Ontology annotation, biological process: positive regulation of transcription by RNA polymerase II. Gene Ontology annotation, molecular function: transcription coactivator activity. The record is from RefSeq and is a predicted model, not a curated record. Lineage: Eukaryota; Metazoa; Arthropoda; Insecta; Hemiptera; Aphididae. Gene Ontology annotation, cellular component: nucleus.